AUGGACCAAGAUGAAUCGUAUCGUUAUCAGCCUCUGCCACCUGCUGUUGAGCAAAAUCGUCCACCGCCUUUCACACGGCUGCUGUUGCUCAAACCAGGGUCAGCUGAAGACCCUUUCGAGGCGCACCUGGAGCUUGUCCACAUCGAGCAAGCUCCUCCCUACGAAGCUCUGUCAUAUACUUGGGGCAAGCCGACAGAACAACCGAGAGACUACAUUUGGCUCGACGGCCAUCCAUUACCCAUCAAACCAAACCUCGAAGAUGCGUUACGGUCACUGCGUUUCCCGAACCAAGCUCGGCGUCUCUGGGUUGAUGCUCUCUGCAUUGACCAGUCGAACCUGGACGAGCGCGCUCGUCAGGUUCAAUACAUGAGGCUAGUUUAUAAGCAUGCCGCUCGUGUCGUCGUUUGGCUGGGUCUCAAGACUAGUGGAACUCAUGAAGCAUUGCAAGCUGCGGAGAGGAUUGCUAGACUCAGAGAAUACACAGACCCGGCUCGCAGCGGCGCGGAUAGUGCUCCGCCUGACUCGGAUACUCUUCAGGCUCUAGUCUCUAGCAUGAUGGAAGAUAUCCCUGAGUCUGCCAUGACUAAUUUGGAUGAGGUAUUUCAACGGCCGUAUUUCACUCGCUGCUGGUGCGUCCAAGAGGUUGUGGCGUCGUCCUGGGCCAUAGCCAAGAUUGAGGAUUUGGAGAUGUCGUUUUUCGACCUGAUCGCAUCAUCCUUAUUCCUCGUACAAUUGAAACAAGAAGUGGCGGUCAACGCACCAUGGGAGCUAUGGAACAAUAUCUUGAUGGUCCGGCAGCCCAACCAUCCAGUGUACCAUACAGAGGUGCAAGGAUCUCUGGGCGGCUUUCUGCACCUUCUGGAACUCACACGAACCUUUCAGGCGACUGAUGACCGCGACAGGAUAUUUUCCUUGCUGGGGAUCUGCGACGAGGGAAUCAAUCCUAUACUGGCUUUGACAGCGACAGCGAGUGGCCAGGUGAGCUGGCGCGGCCGCCUGUUCCGUCGCGGGUUGAAGCGAAUAUCUGAUUUCAUCAACGAAUUCCACCCCCAAGGCACUUUCGGCACGCCCAAGGCGCUGAUGCCGGACUACAAGCGAGAGACGGUGGCGGUCUACUGCGACUUGGCCAGGUUUCUCCUCCGCAAGACACCACGAGUGCUAGACGUCCUUGACCAUGUUUCGCACAACGAGGAGCCUGGGACGGGAGAGUACCCGUCUUGGGUACCCAAAUGGUUCGAGGGAAGAACGUGUCUCGUCUUCAGAGGAGUCUUCUUUACUGGGUUCUACUCGAAAGGCCGCACUGAUCCAUACCUGGCCGAUCUGCACGACAUUCCUGCGGUAGCUGCGCCGAUGCGACCACGGGUCCUCUCUGUCGAUGGAUACCAUGUGGACGUCGUGGACAGGAUGAGCGAUGUAUUUGAGUUUGUCUCCGGGUCAAGGCUCGCAGGCUUUGCCGUUAUCAAGGCCUGGUUUGAUCUCUACGGCGUGCCCAUCAACCCCAGGAGGGGAACAUUAUACCGCGACGGAAGUUUGCUCGACAUGGCGUUCUGCAAGGCAGUCUUGGGCAGUUUCUUCGGGGCAUCCAUCGGAUCCAACUACUCCUCGAUGAUGCAAUAUGGCGGGUUCUCCAUGGCCUUGGACCAAAGCCUGUUUGUGUCGGUCGAAGAAAUAAAGCAGGAUACACUGGUCAAAGAUCUUUCUGAGAACUUCCUGGCCUUUACAACCUUCUUGGCCGAGUCUGGAGUCGUGCAAGAGUCGUUCGGAGAGCCCGAGCGCGACAGAAAACUUGGGUCGCUGUUGCUGCCAACCACCGCCGCGUCUUUGUGA
Molecule: messenger RNA, 1827 nt
Organism: Colletotrichum chrysophilum
Lineage: Eukaryota; Fungi; Ascomycota; Sordariomycetes; Glomerellales; Glomerellaceae
Exons: 2
Coding region: 1-1827 (608 amino acids)
Source: RefSeq, a predicted model, not a curated record